Molecule: messenger RNA, 2164 nt
Organism: Puma concolor (puma)
Lineage: Eukaryota; Metazoa; Chordata; Mammalia; Carnivora; Felidae
Source: RefSeq, a predicted model, not a curated record
GGACACAAAUGGAGAAGUUCUGUGGGUGUGGUGUUAUCCCUCCACGACAGCUACUUUAAGGAAUUUACUGCUGAGAAAAUGCUGCCUUACAGAUGAAAACAAACUUCUCCAUCCCUUCGUCUUUGGUGACUCAUUUUUCUAUUGUUCUGACCGCCAAAGAUUUUAAUCCAGAGAAAUAUGCCGCCUUCACUAGGAUAUUGUGUAGAAUGUACCUGAAACAUGGGAGCCCAGUUAAAAUGAUGGAGAGUUAUAUUGCAGUACUCACAAAGGGGAUAUGCCAGAGUGAAGAAAAUGGCUCUUUCCUUAGCAAGGAUUUUGACGCCCGAAAGGCUUAUCUUGCAGGCUCCAUCAAAGACAUUGUAUCUCAGUUUGGAAUGGAAACCGUUAUCUUACACACAGCACUGAUGCUAAAGAAAAGAAUUGUCGUCUAUCACCCCAAAAUAGAAGCUGUCCAGGAGUUCACCAGGACUCUGCCUGCCCUGGUGUGGCAUCGACAGGACUGGACCAUACUUCAUUCCUAUGUGCACCUCAGUGCCGAGGAGCUGGAAGCCCUGCGGAUGUGCCCAGGUUACAUCGCUGGGUUUGUGGACUUGGAGGUGAGCAACAGGUCAGACCUCUAUGACGUGUUUGUGAAUCUGGCAGAUCGUGAGAUUACCAUUGCCCCACUUGCGAAAGAGGCCAUGACAAUGGGCAAACUGCACAAAGAAAUUGGUCAGCUGAUUGUUCAAUCGGCAGAAGAUCCGGAGAAGUCAGACGGCCAAGUCAUACAGGAUAUUUCUCUAAAAACUAGAGAAAUCUUCACCCACCUGGAACCAUUUUCAGAAGUUUCUGGUGAUGGAGAAAAGCUAGUUCUCAAUUUUGAGGCACUAAAGCAAAGACGAUUUCCACCAGCAACAGAAAACUUCCUUUACCAUCUAGCAGCAGCUGAGCAAAUGCUGAAAAUCUGACUGUGUGACAGCAUAUCCCUGAUGAAUGAUAGAAAGUUCUCUCACCAUGGUUAUCCACUGUGUAAAAUACUGAAAAUAGCACAGAAAAUGUUCUAUUUUUAAUGAUUUAUGUGAAAGUGUUGAGAUUUGACCUGAAAAAGCCCUAAAACACGUAUGAAAACAUUUCCGAUGUCCUCCUGGUCAGAUUCAUGCCUGCGGUCAGGGUCAGACCAAGUGCUGUAACUACCACCUAUGACGUGAGCAACGACGUGGUGUCCCGGCGUAAGAGAAAAAAAGCUCUGCCAAGUUUUAGUGCAAAUCACAGCAAACCCGAAAGCCUUCAUUAUUAUCAGUUCCACUUGUCCCAUUGCGUAGCCACAAACGAAUGGCUUACUUUCAGAAAGCUGCCUGAAAUUUUGCUUUGUAUUCUUCUAGGAAGAACUUUUAUUCCUCAUGAGGAACUCUACUUUCUGAGCCAAACUACUAAGUUUUCUGCAGAACUGUCCAGAAGAUCAUUCAAAAAAGAUCCUGCAGUUGCACUUUCUUGUAAAAGAAAAGAAUUCUUUUUCUUGGCCUUUAAACAUUUUUGCCUAUAUUAUGAGGAUUUUGCAUAGAUUUUAUACUUGAGUAGACAACUUUAAUAAUCCAUAUUUAUAUUGUCACAGAAGUAAGCACUUGGCAAACUUAAGCCAUUAGUACUCUUUAAUUAACCCUGUUGCCAGCAAUAUUCUUUUGAAAAAGAUGCCAGUCCUUAUAUGAUAGAGCAAAAAUAAGCCCAUUUUGGAUAUAAAUGUCGGUAUGAAGAAAAUAGCAACUUUACAUAAUUACAAAGGCUAAGACCGGAGAGUGUCUUCAUACUUCAGUGAAAGUAAUUUGGCCACACUGGAAAGUAUUCUUGUUCAGCUUAUGUAUCUUUUUCAUAAUUGGAGGCCUAAAAGUUGCAAAAUAAGCAUAGAGGUCUAAAUUAUGUAUUUGUUAUUAUAUGUAUUCAUAUUAAUUAUGAAAAAUUAUUUUACACUCACUACUGUUGUCCUUAGAAAUCUUACCCAGAAAAACAGUUGCAAAAAAAUCUUGUCUUUAUUAGAUCUUUCAUUUAUUCUUUGUGUUAGACAUUUGUUAAGUAAAAAUAAAAAAUAGCCUUUUCCCCGCCCUCCUUGGGUGGGGGCAGGGAGGAUCUGGAAUGAGAUGAUGUUUACUAAGGCAAACAAUUGAAGAUUAAAUCUGCACUUUAUGAAAAC